GUUCAGCACACGGAAGUUGUAUUGUCUUUUGUGUUUCUACCUUUGGGGGUAGUUUUAUUUAAAGAGAGCAAUAUUCAAAAUCGGAUGUAUGCAAGUGUCCGUAAAGCUGCCGAGAGCGACUCUCUGUGAGUAGCGACAGCUGCGACUCUACGGGACCUUUGCUGAAACGCUUGGCGAAUGUUGCUGAAUUCGGUGCCAACAGUUUUCGGAAAUCUCGCAGAAGCAAGUCUCUGUGAGGGAGAUCAGGGUUGAGAGUAGGGAUGGAGGAGCAAAAAUCCAACUGUGAGGAGAAUGAUUCUGAAACGGCAGCUGAUGACAAUGGCCCGCCAAAGGAGUGUGUCCUACCUGAGGAGAAGUCACACAUUCCUUUGCCUGGGGAGGGGAUCUCAAAGAUAUUAGACAGCACUUCAUCUUCACCUGUGGAGAGUGGUAGGGCCUGUGCUCUCUGUGGCUGUGCUGAGAAAAGUCUGCAUGGCCAGAGGGAGCUUCGGAGAUUUGCUCCACCACCUGACCGACCACCUCGGGAGCACCACGCUUCUUCCCUCCUGGGGCCUGGUGCUGAUGACCUCAGCUCCAUUGGCUUCCCUGAAGGCACCACCACUACGUCACUUUUUGAUGAAGCAGGCCACUGCUGGGUUCACCACUGGUGUGCAGUCUGGUCAGAGGGUGUGAAAACUUUAGACGGCGAGGAGCUGGAGAAUGUUGACAGAGCUGUCAUCUCAGGGAUUCAACAGAGAUGUGAAUACUGUAAAAGGCUGGGUGCCACUAUACGGUGCCAGGCAGAGGGCUGCUCGCGGUUGUAUCACUUCCCUUGCUCGGCUGCCAGCGGAUCCUUCCAGUCUCUCAAGCUACUGGCCCUCCUGUGUCCAGAUCACAUAGACAAGGCAGUGGAGUUAGCGGGUGAGGAGGCACGUUGUGCUGUGUGUGACUCGGUGGGCGAGCUCCCGGCCCUACUCUUCUGCACUGGCUGUGGGCAGCACUACCACGCCGCCUGCCUGGAGAUCAGCGCCACCCCCCUGCAGCGCUCUGGCUGGCAGUGCCCCGAGUGCAAGGUGUGCCAAACCUGCAGGCAACCUGGUGAGGACUCCAAGAUGCUGGUGUGUGACUCCUGUGACAAGGGCUACCACACCUUUUGCCUGCAGCCAGCCAUGGACUCCCUGCCUUCUGACCCCGGCUGGAAAUGCAGGAGGUGUCGCGUGUGCAGUGUGUGCGGCGUCCAGGGCUCGGCGCUGACGGGCGCAGAGCAGUGGUUUGAGAACUGCACGUUGUGUGAGAGCUGCCAGUUGCAACGUAACUCUGUCUGUGUUGUGUGCAACAAGGCCCCAGUGCCCAACACUGACCUGCAACGCUGCUCUACUUGCUGCAGGUUGGUACACAGUGAAUGUGCUUCUGUGUCGGAUUCUGUGCGGUGCACCUGCUUGCUGUGCCAAGAACCACCACACGAAGGUGCUGUUGAGGCUAUGCUGCUAACAAUCCAGCCAGAGACUGAAACAGAGCCCAGGACAGAAACUCAGGUGGAGGUGAAAGCCAGUGAGGAGACGCCAAUGGAGCUGGAUGUAGGAGGAGAAACAGAAGAGGCAAACCGUUUGGUGGAGGAGGAACAUUCCUUGGAGACGGCAGAAGAACCCUCAGUGCUGCGCUCAGUCCUGCCAGAGGCUACAGGGCAAAGUGAGAGCAGAGAGCCAGAGCCCCCUCAGCCCUGUGAUUCUGCAGAGGAAGAAGACGCAGGAUCCCAAAGUCCUCUGCCUGACGGCGGCAAGGAUCCUGAUACAAUGGCGGACGCCUCAAUGGAUAUCACAGGAAAUGAUAUGGAGGCUGUUGGCGAGCACGAGGUUGGGACAGAUCUUUUGACAGACUUGGAGUCUGUUGUGAAAAAGGAAAAAAGCAAUAGUGAAAAUUCCCCUGCAGCUUCCCAGUGCUCUCUAGCUCCGCCCAUUGAAGCCCUGGAGGAGGGGUGUAUUGCUGAGGCCAGGGAUGAAUAUGAACCUAAGGAGGCAGAUGAGGCUGAUCAAAGGACUAGUACGUCAGCUGCUCAAACAGAAUGCCCUUCUGCUGUUGACAUGGAGACAGGGGCCAGCCAGUUAGAGGAAGCUGAGGAUAAUGAGGAAGAAGAAGCUGAGGAGUUGAUGAGUAGCAAGGAAAGUUUUCAGGGAGAUGUCAAAAUCAAGAAUGAACAGGAGCUGCAAGAAACUGGGACCAAGCAAGACCUCUUCUUGGAUGAGAUGUCCAACCUGAGCCAUGGGGAUGGUAGCAGCAGUGGCUUCUUGGGCUCCCCCACAGAGCCUGAUCUGCAGAGCCAGUCCAUGGAGCUCAGCUUGGAGCCCACAGCCAGCCAUCAUGAGUUAUUCACAGAUGUUGAUGAGUUGCUGCCCUUUGACCCCCUGAAACCUGAGGGAGACAAGAUUAAACGCAGAGGCUCGCCUGGUCGUUCACGGGUGAAACAGGGGCGAAGCAGCAGUUUCCCAGGAAAGCGGCGUCCUCGUGGUGGUGGCAGCGGAAGGGGCCGUGGCAGAUCACGCCUGAAAGCCAUGGCCUCCUGCAUUGAUGCCUUCUUGCUGAGCAUGACUGCAGAUAGUGGAAUAAGCAAGGAGGAAGAUGAUGAGGAAGAUGAUACCAUGCAGAACACCGUGGUGCUCUUCUCUAACAAAGACAAGUUUGUCCUCCUGCAGGACAUGUGUGUAGUGUGUGGCAGUUUUGGGCGGGGUGUCGAGGGCCAGUUGCUUGCCUGUGCACAGUGCGCGCAGUGUUAUCACCCCUACUGCGUGAACAGCAAGAUCACAAAGAUGAUGCUGUACAAAGGCUGGCGCUGCCUGGAGUGCAUCGUGUGUGAGGUGUGCGGCAAGGCCUCUGACCCCGCCAAACUGCUGCUAUGUGACGACUGCGACGUUAGUUACCACACGUACUGCCUAGAUCCACCCCUUCAGACUGUGCCUAAGGGUGGCUGGAAGUGUAAAUGGUGUGUGUGCUGCAUGCAGUGUGGAGCCAGCUCACCUGGGUUCCACUGUGAGUGGCAAAAUAACUACACACACUGCGGGCCCUGCGCCAGCCUGGUCACUUGUCCUGUGUGUCGGGAGAACUUCAUGGAGGAGGAGCUUUUGCUACAAUGUCAGCACUGUGAUCGGUGGGUCCAUGCUGUCUGUGAGGGACUGUACACCGAGGAUGAGGUUGAACAAGCAUCUGAUGAGGGCUUUGCCUGUUCGGCUUGUUCUCCCUAUGUCCCCAAGCCUAUCGCAGUGGAGCCUUCUCCUGUAAUAAAAAUGAAAGAACCAGAGCCUCAGUUCUACCGAUUAGAGGGUGUAUGGCUGACAGAGACAGGCAUGUCCCUCCUGCGCAGCAUUUCCAUGUCUCCACUUCACAAGCGUCGCCAAAGGCGCUCCCGUCCAGGCUCCUUUGCUGGGGAGCUAAAGGAGGGCGAAGGGGAGGGUGAUGAGAGCAAAGGUGUCAUGGAGUCCAUGGAGUGUGACCCCAAAUUAGAAGCCCCAGGAAGCCCUGACAGAGAUGGUGGUCUAGAGAGAGAACUAGGACCAGAAGGAAGCACAGAGGCUGCUGCUGCUGCUGCUGCUGCUGCUGCUGAUGUUGAAGGCAUGAAGGGAGUAGGGGAGGAAACUGAUGAUGGGAAGAAGAGAAAAAGAAAACCUUAUAGACCAGGUAUUGGUGGCUUCAUGGUAAGGCAGAGAAAGUGUAACCAGCGGCUGAAGAAAGGUCUAUUUCCACCAUUGCCCAGGAUGGGUGUGACCAAUGCACAGGAUUUGGAGAAACCUGCAGCGGAAGGUGCUCACGCAAACACCCCUUUGGAGGGUGUGCCUGAACCAAAACUGGCUGACGGGGAAGGUGAGCAAGCUAAAAAGCGUAGAGGCCGUAAGAAGAGCAAACUGGAGGAUAUGUUCCCAGCAUACUUGCAGGAGGCAUUUUUUGGUAAAACAUUGUUGGAUCUCAGCAAGAAAGCCCUGCUGCCUACCACUGUGCGUAAACCAGCUCAGGGCACACUGCCCCCACCAAAGCCUGCUGUGACUGUUGCUAUGGAGCCAGGUGCUCAGUUUUCUGCCCCAGAGUCAGGUGAGGCCAAAGGGGAAGUCAAAGGUGCAUCAACUCAACUCAAGCAGGAGGGACAGGGUAAACCUGAGGUUCUUUCUGAGGUACCAGGAACCACUGGACCAUUUUUUUCCAAAGACCAGACUUCAGUUGAUGCACAAAGUGCCAGUAUGAUCAUUCCUGAAGGACUUCCUCAAGGUGUGGAGAGCCAAGACUCUGAGCAGUUCUUCCGGAAGGUGCUUGGAGUGUCAGAGGGUGCUCCACUUGGUGGGACACUGCAGGGCAAUACGAAGGCAGGAAAGGUAGAGCUUAGCCACAGUAGUCUGCCUCAGAGGAGCCUUAUGCAAGGGCCCUUGCCUUCUGCAGGUGUGAUGGAAACUUUCCCUGGGCUCUCCCAGCCUCCAUUCUUUGACAUCCGGGACCGGGGAGGAUUAUUCAGCCCAGACCAAAGUGAUGAAAGCCCCUGGGCAACCCCUUCAACACCAGCUACUCCUUCCACACCCACCACUCCCACAGAGCCAGAAGGUGAUGGGCUCUCGUACAACCAGCGCAGUCUGCAACGCUGGGAGAAAGACGAAGAACUGGGCGAGCUGUCAACCAUCUCCCCUGUGCUGUAUGCCAACAUAAAUUUCCCUAACCUCAAACAGGACUAUCCAGAAUGGAGUAACCGUUGCAAACAGAUAAUGAAGAUCUGGAGGAAGGUGUCUGCAGCUGACAAAGUUCCUUAUCUGCAAAAGGCCAAAGACAACAGAGCUGCUCAGCGCAUUAAUAAGGCACAAAAGGUGGAGGUUCAGGUUUGCCGACCUGUGAAGACCGAGGUUGAGAACACAAAGGGGGAGCGACCAAAUCUGCACCUUCAGAUCCCCCCACCUCAAGGCUCUGUUUCUACAUCCUCCCAGCCUAGCUCUGCUGAGAGCCCUUUCCCUCUUGCCUCAAGGGAAUCGGGUGGCUCUUCAGUCUUCUUCCCUGAGGGUCCGAUCAAGAUGGCAGUAUCGAGAGAUGGUCGAGCAGACCCUUCUUCCAGAGUGCAUCCUCAAUCUCCUUGUGCUCAGUCUCAGCCCUCUACUACUUAUUCUCAGUCUUCCUCAAGCCCCUUGCUGACUGCCUCCUCUGGCCUGCAUCUUUCUGCUGAUCCACAGGGGACUUCCCCAGGUCAGCCACUCACGCUGCGAUCUUCAGACUUCCAACUCAGCACUUCUGUAACGCCCUGCAGAUCCCAGCAUGUGGAACCCGCCUGUAAAGCUCAACAGCAGGGACACCUGCAGCUGCCAUCAAGUCACCCAGGGAGCCCUCAGACUAAAGGCAGCGGAACUGGAGACUCCCCUCUUCUGUCCCCCUCUCACAGUUCCCACUUUGGGGACCCUCUUCGGCGACAAGACUACUGCUCCACCCCAUCACCUUCUGCAGCUUCGUCAUCUCCUGCUAGUGGAGGUCAGCUUCGUGCAGACUUUGUGGGUGUCCCUUCUCCCUGCUUGUCUUCAGCAGGGCGCCAAGAUGUUGGCUCUGGCUCACCUGCUGGAACUAUGGACUCAGGGAAUGGAUUGUUCAAGGCACCCAUGACUCCUCGGAGCCAUCAGGGAGAUGUUACCAAUACCACCGGCAUCCUCCUGCCCAGUGCAUCCCCUAACCAUCCUUCUGAUGGAUACCGUCAGUCUCCUUCUACUCCCUUUUCAGAUCCUUGUCUCACACCCCGGCCCUCUUCAAGGGAUGCCUGCUCUCCCCUUUCUCAGAGACCUCAACCACUUCAAGACUCCUGUUCCAGGAUACCUUCCAGCCCACAGUCACAGGGCAGCUCACAAUCGCCACUUACUCCAGGUGCCAUGCCCACCAGUGACACCUUCUCUGCGCAGUCUCCUGUGUCAUCUCGUUUCCAGUCUCCCGACCAUCACUCCCGACCACCAUCACGUCCUCAGUCUAGGGAGACAUUUGCUAAUCCUCUCAAGCACCCUCGGUCCUCCUUGGCAACUCCCGAUGGCAACCCAGGUUUCCGAGGUUCUCCUCAACUUGUUCAGCAGCCUUCCUUACCUCCACUAUCUCCUGCUACAGUGGAUCCUCUUUCUGGAAAGCCCUCUGGGCCACCUGUUCCUAGCCACAGCCCAAAUGUGGGCAUGUUUUCAGCAACACAGUCGCAGAUGCACAUGCCUUUCGGAGAAUGCCAGCCGUCCCAAGCCCAGCCUCAGCUACCAAAGCCUCAGCCCCCUACUGCAAGUGACACUUUCUCUUCUAGGAUACAGUUGCUUCCAGGAAGCCCGGAUACCACUCCCCAGCAUACAACAGCGUCACAACUCACCUCAAAUAUGGCAGUCUCACAGGAGCUACCAGACCUCCCUCUGAAUGAGGAUCCCAUGAUCAUUGGACUCAACCAGGCAGAAAUGGAAAAGCAUAGACAGAGACAAAGGAUUCGUGAACUCUUGAAACGACAGCAAAUGCAAAGAAACUCUCUGCGGCAAGAAAAAGAAGCAGCUGCUGCAAACAGUGGUGUCACCACUUGGCCUGGAGGAGAAACUGUAUAUCUGCAAGAUAAGAGCCAGCGUGCACCACCACCUUACCCUCAGGAUAGAGUUGGUGCUGGAGGAUCAACAGGGAAUCUUCCUCCUCCUAUGGAUAACAAGUUGAAUUGCCCACCUUCUCCUGGGACACCUGUAAUGAUGGACCCAAGUACACUCAGACCACUGGGACCAAGCAACUCCCAGGGACUGUAUCCUCGCUCUCCAUUGCCUGUUCAGUGGCAGAGGCCACCUGUUCGGUUCCCCCAGCCAGCCACCGUUGAAGCAGGUGGACCCAGAUGCCACCCAAAUCCAUCUGUCAGCCAUCCUUUCAAUACACCAGCGAUUCAGGGCCUUGCACCUCCUCCUGCACUGGGACCAGGUACAGGGGUGGAGGGCAUGCAGAACUGCUUGUCUGGGCCUCCACCACAAUUUAUCGAGCUUAGGCACAACCCUCAAAGGAUACCCCUGGGACCACAGUUUUUGCCACGUGGCCAGCAGCCCCGCCAACGUUUCUAUCCACCACAAGCUGUGGGCUCUGCUUUUGUCCAGCAUUCUGUAUCCCAAUCCCAUCAUCAUCAUCCUCCUCCUCCUCCGUUACCACCUCCAUCUUUGCCCUCUCCCAUGACCUCUCAAACAGAAGCUGUUCAAGAUGCAAGGUUGGGAGUGCCACAGAAUGGCCUGCCUAUUGUACAACCACAACAGAGCAUACCACAAGCACAGCUGCAGCCCCGGGUAUCUACUGCCAACACUCAACCCAAUCUUCACCUCCAGUUCCCAAAAACUGACACAGUAGAGGAGCAGACUACCUCUUCAGACUCCAUUGCAACCCAACCAUGCCGGCUUGAUCUGGCAGAGCCAGACUUGGAUGAUGCCUUUUCUUCAAAAGGACUCGGUGUUGCAGGGGAAGAAGGGGGAGAUGAUGUUGAUGACCUUGCCACAUUAGACCUGGACCCUGAUAAGGGAGAUGAUGGCUUGGGCAACUUGGACAACUUGGAGACCACAGAUCCCCACUUGGAUGACCCACAUUUGGAUGACCUUCUGAAGUGUGAUGAGUUUGACCUGCUGGCUUACACAGACCCAGAGCUUAACCAGGGUGACCCUAAGGAUACAUUUUCUGAUCAGUUGACACUGGUUGAAGCAGAAAAUGAAGUGCCUGGACCUUCUUCUAACGCCCCUGAUAUCAAGGUAGAGAACAACCCAAAGCUAGGUGUGAAAGAGAAGGAUUCACUCAGUGAUUCCACAUCCUUGGUUUCAGAUUCUGCUCUGUCUGCACCCUCUACUAACCUCCCUGUGCUACGGGACCCAUCCUGUGUGCAUCCUAGUCUUAAACUUGAGGAGACAGUUCCUACUUCAGGGCUUACUAGUACUAAAACCUCAGAAUGCACACAUCUAAGUGAGGAAAAGAUGCAACAGCCAGCCUCAUCAGGGGUGGGGGAAACUGCCUCUGUACUGCUUACUGAAGCCACACCAACCAAUAAGCCUCCUGAAAGGCUUUCUACGCAAACAAAUUCUGCAUCUCUGAGCUCUGUCCGAUUAGGAGGCCUCCCAUACCCUCUCCCUGACCACUUGUCUUUCCCGCCUGCUCCCCAAAAUCCUGACCUGGAUGAAGACCCUCUUGGACUACCUGAUGGUGGUGGUCAGCACUCCCCUGCUGUGGAUCUGGACAAAGUGGAAAGCUCCCUGGAAGCCAGUGAGCUACCUUUGUUAAUUCAGGAUCUGCUUGAGCAUGAAAAGAAAGAGCUUCAAAAACAGCAGCAGCUCAACUCACUGCACCAGACUGGGCUGAACACCCACCUUCAUGGCUUACCUUCUCAUCCACCUCAACAUCAUCAGGAAACCAGCCAAGGCCUUCUACCCCAGCACCAGUGCCCACCUUCCCAGGGGCUCCUGACUCAGUCAGACAUGGUUCCUUGUCCACCUCAUGUCCUCUUGCCUGAACAGCAGCAGCAGCAGCAGCAACAGCAAAGGCUCCUGGCUGCUACGAUAUCCCCAUCACCCCACAUGGCUAUGGCUCAACAUCAGGUCAUGAUCAGAGCUGGGCAGCCAGGAGGAAUCCAGAGAGCUCUUAAUCCGCCACAGCAGCAACCUGUUAGGCCAUCAAUGCCUAACAGUUUUUUCCCUGACAAAGAUCUUGACAAGUUUGCAGCAGAUGAUAUAAUGGAUCCUAUUGCUAAGGCAAAGAUGGUGGCGCUGAAAGGUAUCAAGAGGGUAAUGGCACAGGGUCCCAUUGGUAUGGCACCUGCCAUCAACAGGCAACAGGUUACACUCUUGGCUCAGAGGCUUGCCACAGGACCAAGUGCUAGUGAUCCGCAGGGCAGGCUCGUGACAGGACUACCAAAUGAAGGGGAGACCAGUGAUCCGACACAAUCCAGACCCAACCCUCCUCAGUUUGUCCAAGGCAUCAUCAAUGAUACAGAGCAGCACCAGUAUGAGGAGUGGUUGCUCCAUACUCAGCAGCUCCUGCAGAUGCAGCUCAAGUUCCUGGAAGAACAGAUAGGAGUACACCGCAAGUCCCGAAAGGCACUAUGUGCCAAGCAGCGUACAGCUAAGAAGGCUGGGCGGGAGUUUGCAGAAGCUGAUGCUGAGAAGCUGAAACUGGUUACUGAACAGCAGAGCAAGAUACAGAAACAACUUGACCAGGUGCGCAAACAGCAGAAAGAGCACACCAAUUUGAUAGCAGAAUAUCGCAGCAAACAGCAGCAGCACCAGCAGCAGAGUUCUGUUCUCCUUGCUCCUGGGUCUUCCACACAGGGCCCUCAAAUGCUUUCUAAACUUCCCGGGCAAAUGAUGAUGGGCCAACAGGGGCCACCUGGGAUGGGUCAGCAGGCCGUGUGUAUGCCAGUAAGGCCUCAAGGCCAGCCUUUCCUUACGGGAGCUCAGCCCUCUCAGUCUGGUCCCCCUGCAGGAUUCUGCCCCCAAGGUGUUGGAGCUCAGGGCCCUGAUGGAAGGCAGCUACAGUUGCAGUUUCAGCAUAGAAUGCAGAUGGUCCAGAAAUUGCAGCAACAGCAUCAGCAGCAACAAGGAAUGAUGGGACAACAGCCUGUCCCAAGUCAGCCACCAGGUAUCAUGGGUCAACCACAAGGUGGCAUGAUUGGACAAAUGCAACAAGGUAUGGUGAGUAAUCAUGUAAUGACCCAACAGCAGGCAACAGUAAAGCAAGAGAUGAUGGGCAACCAGCAAACUCAGCAGGCCCCAAUGCAGGCACCACCAAGCAUGAUGGUGAGUCAGGCUAUGGCUCAGUCACAGCCAGACAUGAUGGGAGGGCAGCCAAUGGACCAAUGCCAGACUGUGGUAGGAAGCCAGCAGGUGUUGAUGGGAAAUCAGCAGGUUUUGCAACAGCAGAGACCACUGACCAAUCAGCAAGGUCCAAUUGAUCCCAAACAGCAGGUGCUGAGGGGGUCUCAAACCCAAAUUCUACCCCAGCUGCAAAAAGUCUUGACACAUCAGAUGCUUCUUGCCCAGCAGCAGCAGAAUGUUACCCCGAGUCAGCUACAACAGCAACAGCUGGCCCCGCAGAGGCAAUUAUCACAUGGUUUUUUAAACCAAACCAUCCAACAGCCUCAGUCAGGAGUACAACCGCCAGCAACUAUGCCUCAGAUGAGCAUAUCAGAUACCCAGUUGAUGCCAGGGCCCUCUUCUCAGAUAGAGUCUGGAAGGGAAGGUCCUCAACUGCAAGGCCCAACAGAUGGUUUGGAACAAAGAAUUACAGAUUUUCGUCAGGAUGUUCAAGCACCUGGUGCUAAAGAAGGUACAAUACUGAGCCCAAAAACACCACCUCAGCAACAGGCUCCCUCAACUCCCAUGAACAUGCACCAUCCAGGUUCUUCUGGGGAACAGCAGGGUUGUGUUAUACAGCAACAAGCAAAUGUUUACUUGGCUCAGCAGCAGCAGCAAAUGCGUUCAAAUCCCAGCUCUUCAUGCAGCCUUGAACAAAAACAAGGAUAUUUAAGCAAUUCACAAGCAAGUAGGCUGUCCCAAGUACAGCAACUUGAAUUAAAAAGGCAGAACUCAGUCACUGGAGAGAAAUCUUGCAUUACCGUGAAACAGGAGGCUCAGCAGAUUAGUUAUGGAACCCAACAGCAAGUUGUGGCAAUUGGUCAGCAACCUGGGCAGCAGUCUCAGGAAGUAAUGCAACAACAGCAGCAGCAUGAAGGGAUGGGGCAGGUCCAAAGUAUGAUGGCACACAGCCGCCCUGAUAUAGCUCAUCCCAACCAGCAGCAAGCUCUUUUAGCUCAGCAGCAGAGGCAGCAGCAAAUGGUCAUGAUGAGAACCCAGCAUGGGGUUACAAGUCAAACAUCAAGAGUGCCUAUUGGACAGAUUCGAACACCGAUAAAUCUUCAGGCCUUCAUUGCCCAGAACCCCCAACUACGUCAUCUCCCACAUAAUCAGCAGCUUCAGCAAAUCCAGGCAAUGAUUGCUCAGCGACAACUUCAGCAGAGCCAGUUGCUGAGAAUGCCUACAAACCAAGGAUUGUCACAGGACCAGAUCCAACUCCUGGAUCAACAAGGGAAAUUUCAACAGCCCCAGAAACAUCAACUCCUUAAUCAUGGAAUCAUGGAACAUCAAGGGGCUAUGGCUGCCCCUAGGCAACAAGGAAUGAUAGACAAGCUCCCUGGCGUAGCUUGUCAACAGCAAAGUAUAAUUGGUUCUUCACAAUCUGUUAUGAUGACAGAGUCAGCAACACAACAUCAAAUUAGUCAGUCCCAGCAGCCAGGUUCACAAUAUGGUCUUGUGGCUCAGCAACAACACAUACUACAGCCACACCAAAGUCCUCAACAAGUAGAAAGGAGCCAUACACCUGCUGUGCUUGGUGUGGUGGGACAAAGUUGUCCUACUUCUCAGUGUCACCCAGUUAGACCUAUGUCACCUCAUCCGGCACUGAAACAAAGCUCCCCUGGAGAUCCUUCUUCUUUGCAGCCACACCUGCAACAUUCACAGUCCUCCAAUGUGUGCCAACCCUCUCCCACACAAGCAUUACCACACCAGCAGCCUUGCACAACAGUGGCCUUAAAUCCAUUCCCAACCGGUCCUUCUCAAGUUGGUUCACCAGUAAGCUUGAAGUACUCAGGCUCCUCAGAGCUGAGCCACCCAUCUUCUGUCCAGAAACGAGAAUCUGUCUUAAGCCCAACUUUUGUCAACAAGCAUGACCCAGGAAAACCCACACAGCCUCCUACUAUUGCUUCAGCUAUAAAAGCAGAACAGUUAACUGGGCGAUGUUCUUUUACUCAGGUGGCAGAAUCCAAGGAGUCUUCAUUGAUUGGGCCAAGUAGCUCUCCUAAUCAGAUAGGUUCAAAGAUGGCGCCCCAGUCCUCAUUGAAGCAAGCAAAUGAUAGUGCACGUACGACUUCUGUCCAAGCUAAUGAUCCCCCACCACACUUGGGAGAAAAUCCACAACCACCAACAUCAGAGAGACAAACUACAGACAACCGGAUGGCUCAGCCUACCCUGGACCAAAGUGAAGAGACUAUAUGCUACAAAUCUAUGGAGAAUAUUAAACAGGAACCAAGGGAGGUGCAGUGUGACUCUCAGGUAGAGAGUGAACCUAGCAAUGGAGGAAUAAAACACGAGUCCUGCCAGGAGCCUGUCAGUUCCAGCAGUACAGCUUGUGCCAAUCCCAUCAACCCCGGAGACUGUCCAGGAGCUACAGGGCCUCACCUGCCACGGACUGAGACUGGGCAACAGCUGCUCCAGAAGCUCCUGCGCACAAAAAACAUGCAGCUUGCUGCUCAGAGACCUUCAGAUGGUAUCCCCAGUGAGAUCAACGGCCACAUCAAUGGCAAGCUUGCUGUGCUGGAGCAGAAGUUGCAAGGGACACCAUGUAAUGUGGAGGACCUGCAGUCUAUCACCAAGAAAUGUCCAGCACCCAAGGUUAAACGAACCCUGAAGGCUGGAGAGCGAGUUCCCAGCUAUCGAAAAAGGACAAAAAAGGAUGAAGCGGGGAAAAGCACGGAAGCCCUGAUGAAACAGCUGAAGCAGGAGUCUCUGCUGUCUCUCUUGCCCCUGAUGGAGCCCUCUAUUACUGCCAGCUUGGAUGUGUUUGCCCCUUUUGGCAGCAGCCCAGCCAAUGGCAAAGCACAGCUCAAAGGCUCUUUUGGUAACGCAGUCCUGGACAACAUCCCUGACUACUACUCUCAGCUGCUCGCUAAGAGCAACCUCAGUAACCCACCGACGCCACCUUCUUCCCUACCCCCAACUCCACCCCCUUCGGUAAAGCACAAAAUUGUGAAUGGUGUAAAUGCCAUUGAGGACCUGUCAGAGGCUCAGAAGGAAGUUGAGGCCCUGGAAGAGAACCCAAAUCCUGCAGCUGAGGCAGUGAGAAGUGUGGAUUUACUGGCAGCCCUGCCCACUCCUCCACACAACCAGAAUGAGGACAUCAGAAUGGAAAGUGACGAGGACAGCGAUUCUCCGGACAGCAUUGUCCCUGCUUCCUCCCCCGAGAGCGUACUAGGAGAUGAAGCACUCAGUUUAAGGGAGCCGAAAUUGGAGGAAAUCGAAAGAGCCAUCUCCCCCGUCAUCCCGCUUAUUCCUCGUACUGCUAUUCCUGUAUUUCCUGAUGUUAAGCCCUUGGUGUCACCGAGCUCUUCAUCAGGCCAGCCUGGCAUAACUGUAACCAGACCUGGUCACUGGAACAAAACCAAGACAGAUGAAGUGUCUGUUAGCCUCAUCCUCUCUGCUGCUGCACCAAAGAAUCUGAACACGGUAAUGAUGGCAGUGGCCCAGCUUCUGAACAUAAGGAUGCCUGGAUCCUAUGAGGUGGCCGUUCCACAAAGCCCAGUCCGAAGGAGGAUUGGAGAACCUGGAAAAGCCCCCAACUCACUGGCCACAGGAGCUCUGGGUAUGAAACCUGGCCAGAUAGAUGCAAACCCCACAAGUCAGGGAAGUGCUGACUGGCUUAAGCAGUUUGAUGGCUCUCUACCUGGCUGUGCAGCCAAGAAGCAGGUGGACAUCCUCUCUCUCAUCAAACUGGAGUGUGAUGAACCUGAAUACAAACCAGUCCAGCACUGCUACACAACCAAUGUGUCAGACCUGGAUGUGCACCACCUACCCACCUUCCCUGUAGAGGCUUCUCCACCACCAUCACCCUCUUCACCACCUCCUGCACCACCUUCAGCUCAGCUACAGACUGCUGUGCAGUCUACCUCUUCUUUUCCCUCCAGCCCCACAAGUGUUCAUGUCAAAUCUGAACCUGAGUCCACCCUGGAGCCCCUCCUGACUUCAGCUGACACCACUGGAUUGCCAGCUCCACUGGGAUCUGCUUCACCUGCCCAGGACUCUUCCCCCAAGGUCUGCAAGCAGCGAAGCCGUCCCUUUUCUGAUGAAGAGGACUUGCGGCCAAAGGUGAAGAAGUGGAAAGGACUGCGCUGGAAGCGCCUGCAGCUGGUUAUCACAAUCCGCAAAGGCAGCUCGCGGAAAGAGAACAGCAAGGAGGUGUCGGAACUCAUGGAGCGCCUGCGCAUCACGCUGCGGCCGGACAGACUGCCCCGCGACAAGCGCAAGUGCUGCUUCUGUCAUGAGGAGGGAGAUGGAGCCACAGAUGGCCCAGCCCGCCUGCUGAACAUUGAUGUGGACUUGUGGGUGCACCUUAACUGCGCUCUUUGGUCCACUGAGGUGUACGAGACGCAAGGUGGUGCGCUAAUGAACGUGGAGGUAGCACUGCGCCGGGGCCUGCGCACACGCUGCGCCUGCUGCCAGAAGACAGGCGCUACUAACAGCUGCAACCGUCUACGCUGUCCCAAUGUAUACCACUUUGCCUGUGCCAUCCGUGCACGCUGCAUGUUCUUCAAGGACAAGACUAUGCUUUGCACCCAGCACAAGCUGAAAGGCCCCAGUGAGGAGGAGCUCACCAACUUCGCCGUCUUCCGCCGCGUCUACAUCGAGCGUGAUGAGGUCAAGCAGAUCGCCAGCAUCCUGCAGCGUGGUGACCGCAUUCACAUGUUCCGGGUUGGCGGCCUGAUCUUCCACACUAUCGGCCAGCUGCUCCCCUCCCAGAUGGCUGCAUUCCACUCACCCACUGCCAUCUUCCCCGUCGGCUACGAGGCCACACGCAUCUACUGGAGCACCAGAGUCCCCAAUCGUCGCUGCCGCUACCGCUGCCGCAUCAGCGAGGCGGAUGGCCGGCCGCUCUUCGAGGUGCGAGUGCUGGAACACGGCCAGGAGGACCUGCAUUUUAAAGACACCAGUCCUGACGGGAUCUGGGCCCAUGUGGUGGCACAAGUGGCAAAACUGCGGCAAGAGGCUGAUAUGCUGAAGCUCUUCACAGACCACGUGAAGGGAGAGGAAAUGUAUGGCCUUACGGUCCACGCUGUGAUGCGCAUUACAGAGUCUCUGCCUGGUGUAGAGAACUGUCAGAAUUAUGUCUUCCGGUAUGGCCGCCACCCACUGAUGGAGCUUCCGCUGAUGAUCAACCCCACAGGAUGUGCCCGCUCUGAGCCCAAAGUUCCCACUCACUGCAAGAGACCGCACACCUUAAACAGCACCAGCAUGUCUAAGGCCUACCAGAGCACCUUCACUGGUGAGAUCAACACUCCAUACAGCAAGCAGUUUGUCCAUUCCAAGUCCUCACAAUAUCGCCGCCUGAAGACAGAGUGGAAGAACAAUGUGUACCUGGCCCGCUCACGGAUCCAGGGCCUUGGGUUGUAUGCUGCAAAGGACCUGGAGAAGCAUACCAUGGUCAUCGAGUACAUUGGUACCAUCAUCCGCAAUGAGGUGGCCAACCGCCGUGAGAAGGUCUAUGAGGAACAGAACCGGGGAAUCUAUAUGUUUCGGAUCAACAAUGAGCAUGUAAUUGAUGCCACUUUGACUGGUGGUCCAGCCCGCUAUGUCAAUCAUUCCUGUGCGCCCAACUGCGUGGCAGAGGUUGUGACCUUCGAUAAAGAGGAUAAAAUAAUAAUCAUCUCCAGUCGCAGAAUUCCGAAAGGAGAGGAGCUGACGUACGAUUAUCAGUUUGACUUUGAGGAUGAUCAGCACAAGAUCCCCUGCCAUUGUGGGGCAUGGAAUUGCCUUGAAACAGUUACAAGGACAACAUUUGGAACAACUCCUUGAUGCGACUGCUGAGGACAAACGAAACCCGAGCAGUCUCAUGCCAAAACGAAGUGUCUCUUCCUUGCUGUGCUGCCCUACUUAAGAUGACCAUUUUUAGACUCUUUGCAUCUGCUCCAGAUGUUUCAUGCAAAGUACAGCGUUUUGGCGGAAGAGCACAGAAGGAAGUACCAGAGCAAGCAACAGAUCUCCAUCUCAUCUGUGAGGAGGAACACGUGUGUUUGUGUGUGUGCACGCGUGCGUGUGUGUGUGUUUUAACAAGACAAUCCUGCAGUGGUGUGCGGUGGAAGAGUAGAGAUGGUGGAUGGAGAUUCUGUAAGAUGCUGUACUGUUGACACUGGCCCCAACGGCAGCAGAUGAUGAUAUGUAGUUGACAGUGGGUCAGUCAGACCCAUUCUACCUCAUUGGAUGUGUAAGCGAUGUUGGCUUUGUUUAUAUAUAAAAAAAAAAAAAA
Scleropages formosus (Asian bonytongue) is the source of this 16014-nucleotide messenger RNA. RefSeq names its product lysine (K)-specific methyltransferase 2D (gene kmt2d). The transcript is spliced from 56 exons. Bases 261 to 15563 code for a protein of 5100 amino acids. The record is from RefSeq and is a predicted model, not a curated record. Gene Ontology annotation, biological process: positive regulation of transcription by RNA polymerase II. NCBI's taxonomy places the organism in Eukaryota, Metazoa, Chordata, Actinopteri, Osteoglossiformes, Osteoglossidae. Gene Ontology annotation, cellular component: nucleus; MLL3/4 complex. Gene Ontology annotation, molecular function: protein binding; transcription coactivator activity; histone H3K4 methyltransferase activity.